AUGUGGGUCCGAUUCUUCGAUGAUCCAGGAGUGGAUCUUCCUGCGGUGCCUGAUGAUCUGACCGGUCGUGAGCUCCAGCAAAUGAUCCAAGAGCUACUGCCCCAGAAGGCAGGUAGCAAAGUCGCCUUGCAGCAUGGACCUGAGUUGCUCUCCAUGAAGAAGACUCUGAAGGAGCUGCACUUGGACCUGGUAGAAGCUAGGAUCAUCGAAAGAUGUCAAGAUGAUCACUGCUGGUCGAAUUGGGAGUCGGGACUAAGAACUGGUGAUGUGACCUAUGUGUACCUGCCCGUGAAUUUGCAAGAGGCUUGGAAGUGGCUCCAAGCCGUGGAUGACGGGGAAUGGGAGAGGAGGAACGGUGCUUUAGAUGGAGUAAUUCAAGUGGCAGGGAUCCAUUCUGGAGACCAAUUGACCAGACUUCCUUGCGGCCUUCGAAGUCUCACCUUUGACCAGGAUUUCAACGAGAGCUUGGAAGGGGUGAUUUGGCCAGGCAGUCUUCAGAAUUUGACCUUCGGCCAUGAUUUCAACCAGAGCUUGGAUGGUAUGACUUGGCCAAGCAACCUCCAGAACCUCGCAUUUGGCUGGAAUUUCAACCAGAGUUUGAACCGAGUGACUCUGCCCAAUCAUCUCCAAACACUCACGUUGAACGGGGAAUUCAGCCAAUCUUUGAAGGACGUCAAGUGGCCCCAGAGCCUUCGAGAACUGACCUUGGGGUACAAGUUUAAUCAGAGUCUGCACGGCGUGACUUGGCCCGAGCAGCUGCUCAGUCUGACGUUCGGCUGCAUGUUCAACCAGAGGUUGAACAGAGUGACUUUGCCUUGCAAGCUCCAGAAUCUCACUUUUGGCCGAGACUUUAAUCAGAGUUUGGACUGUGUGGCUUUACCCCACACCCUGCAGAAUCUCCAGUUUGGUUUGCACUUCAACCGGAGUUUAAAGGGUGUGGUUUGGCCGGAGAGCCUUCAGAACUUGAAGUUUUGCCAUGAUUUUAACCAGAGCUUGGAUGGAACCAACUGGAUCGACCGCCUCCAGAAUUGGGCCUUUGGCUCUGUCAAGAGAACAAGAACGGAAAAGGCCUCCCUGCCACAGAACCUGCGGAAUCUCGAGUUCGGCACGAAGUUCAACCAACGCUUGAACGGUGUCACUUGGCCGGAUGGACUUCAAAAGAUCACGUUUGGCGCUGAUUUCGACCAGAGUUUGGAAGGUGUGCUUUGGCCACACAAUUUACACAGUCUGAUCUUUGGACGCAAUUUUAACCAAAGUUUAGACGGCCUCACAUGGCCAAAGAACCUGCAGAAUCUGACUUUUGGAUUUGCCUUCAACCAGAGCUUGCAGGGUAUCACGUUUCCAGGCCGACUCCAGACUUUGACUUUCGGCCAGCAGUUCAACCAGAGCUUGCAGGGUGUGACUUGGCCCAACCUUGAGAAUCUCAAUCUGACCCUGGGCACCUUCAACGGUUUGGAAGCUUUGAGUUGGCCCGACGGCCUCCGGGCUCUAAGCUUGAGCAGCGGAUUCCCGCGGAGCUUCAAAGGCAUUGCUUGGCCCCAGAGUUUGCAUCAUUUGACCUUGAGUCAUGGUUUCAAUACUCCUUUGCAAGGUGUUACUUGGCCCCAAAAACUCGAGAGCCUGACGUUUGGAGUGGAUUUUAAUCGAAGUUUGGAAGGGGUCACUUGGCCGGACCACCUGCAGUUUCUGAGUUUUGGUGAUUACUUCGACCAGAGCUUGAACGGUGUCAUUUGGCCCUGCAGCUUACAGACUCUGACCUUUGGCACUUACUUCGACCAGAGUUUAGACGGCGUGAUUUGGCCACAAAGCUUAAAGACUCUGACUUUUGGUGAUUCCUUCAGCCAGAGUUUGGACGGUGUUAUUUGGCCACAGAAGCUCCUGAGCCUGACAUUUGGUUGGUGCUUCAAUCAGAGGUUGGAUGGAGUCAAAUGGCCAGAGACUCUCGAAAAUCUGUCAUUUGGUAAUGAUUUCAAUCAAAGUUUGUCAGGCGUGGCUUGGCCAGGCAGGCUCCAAAAUCUGACAUUUGGUGAUUCAUUCAACCAGGGUUUGAAAGGUGUGACUUGGCCCGACAGCAUGCAGACUUUAACCUUUGGUUUGCACUUCAAUGAGAAGAGUUUGGAAGAUGCAACCCUCCCCAGCAGACUGAAAUCCUUGAGAUGCUGUAAUGUAUUAUUGAGUGUAUACAUUGAUUCGCACCGAGAGUAA
Messenger RNA from Durusdinium trenchii, 2205 nucleotides. NCBI's taxonomy places the organism in Eukaryota, Dinophyceae, Suessiales, Symbiodiniaceae. The record is from the annotation of a GenBank genome assembly.